AUGAUGGCUCUAGGCGUCUGGGGGGUGUGUCACGAGAUAUGGAUGUGGUUAAUGCUGCCCACAUUGAGUGGGCCCGCUUUUUGUGACAGUAUAGUACCUACCUUAGGUAAACACCACCUGCAUCGCAACUUCCAUUCUCAAAUCCAAUCUCCACCGUGUCUGCCGUCUGCACCUUCCGUCCUCUAA
Colletotrichum abscissum is the source of this 186-nucleotide messenger RNA. RefSeq lists its product as uncharacterized. NCBI's taxonomy places the organism in Eukaryota, Fungi, Ascomycota, Sordariomycetes, Glomerellales, Glomerellaceae. Bases 1 to 186 code for a protein of 61 amino acids. The transcript has a single exon. The record is from RefSeq and is a predicted model, not a curated record.